AUGCGUUCACUAGCCAAAUGCUUUCGCUUGUCGAAAGCCAAACAGACGCCCGGGUUUGCCGAGCACGCUGUUCUGGCUUCGGAAACAAAUUUUAACAUAAAUGAAGUAGAGGCUUUAUACAUCUUGUUUGAGCAGCUAAGCAGUUCCAUAGUUGACGAUGGUCAAACAAUUCAUAAGGAGGAAUUCUUGCUUGCACUUUUCAAUUGCAGCAGCAAGAAGAAUAUCCUAGCUGAACGGUUGUUUGAGCUGUUUGAUAUUAAGAGAAAUGGGGUGAUUGGAUUCGGCGAAUUCGUUCGGUCGUUGAAUGUUUUUCAUCCCGAUAUGCCACAGGCAGAUAAAAUAGAAUUUGCAUUCAGAAUGUAUGACCUCAGGCGCACUGGCUACAUAGAACGAGAAGAGCUGAAGGAAAUGUUAAUGGCUACUCUGAGUGAAUCAGAACUGUCAAUUUCAGAUGAAGAUAUUGAAGCUAUAGUUAACAAGACACUUGAAGAAGCAGACUUAAAUGGAGAUGGGAAAAUAGAUUUGGAUGAGUGGAAAGAGUUGGUUGCAAAGUAUCCUUCUCUAAUAAAGAACAUGACUCUGCCUUAUCUAAGGGAGAUUACUCUAGCAUUUCCAAGCUUUGUAAUGGAAACUGAAGUUCCAGAUUCGGAGUUGGUCUGUUGA
Messenger RNA from Striga hermonthica, 663 nucleotides. The record is from the annotation of a GenBank genome assembly. NCBI's taxonomy places the organism in Eukaryota, Viridiplantae, Streptophyta, Magnoliopsida, Lamiales, Orobanchaceae.